GAUGAGAGACAGUACAGAAGUGAGGACCAGAACUACCAGGAAUAUGAGAGUUGUGAGCACCAAGGACGUGGCCAUCAUGUUGGGAGGUGGGGUCCAUAUCUUCUGAUCUUCUGAGUGGUUCCCAGGCCUCCAGAAGUUUUGUGAGGUUGAAUGAGCAAUACCUGAUAGAGUAUGACUACAUGGUGAUGGGCAACUGAUUUUUUUGGGCAGGGCUGUACAGUCUGUAGAACAUUUUAGGAAUACCUAUGGAUUCUCCAGACAUCACUAGUAAUGAUUCAUCACCUGAAAAUAACGACUCACAGAUGGAGACUUCUCCCGGUCCGCACCGAUUCACACGUAGGGAGGCGAGGUACGGGAAAAAGAGCACAAUCCGUCCUUCAGAGAAAAAAUCCGCAAAGGAAACCAAUGUCGAAGACAAACCAGUUUCUCCAUCUGUACAGCGCAAUCUAUUGUACGGAGAAGCUCUGUAUACAGUCAUACACAGAAUCGGGAUGUCUGAGCCGAAUCAUAUAUCAGAUAAUGACCAGCUUUAUGAAUACCUGCAAAUGGCCUUCAAUAUGGAUUCUGCAGAGCACCAGGCCAUAUUAGAAAGCAUAAAAAGUCUUGAGCCCCCAAUCAUCUGUGUGAAAGUGACGGUGAAACAAGCUAAAGGAAUACUCGGAAAGGAUGUUAGUGGUUUUAGUGAUCCCUACUGCAUGCUAGGGAUCGAGAAGCGAUCUAUCUCCAGGGACAGUAGCCCCAAUCCUGACAAGAAACAGAAGCAGAAAGCGGUAGUCAGGAACACUCUACCUGAGGAUCAGACACACAAGACACAGGUCAAGGCCCAGACCUUAAAUCCUGUAUGGAAUGAAACUUUUAUAAUGGAAGUGGAUGACAUACAACAUGCUCGCUUUCAGAUGGAUAUGUGGGACUCAGAUGAUGUGGAAUCUGUCAGGGCCAAGUUUGGGGAGUUGACAGACCUACAUGGAUUGAAAAGGAUAUUUAAAGACGCUCGCAAGGACAAAGGUCAAGAUGACUUUCUAGGAAAUAUUGUUCUCCGACUGCGGGACCUGAAAUGCAAGGAGGAUCGCUGGUACCAUCUGGAACCUCGGACAGAGACGUAUCCAGACAGAGGGCAGUGCCACCUGCAGUUCCUUCUUACCCACAAGAAGAGAGCAACUAUGCUGAGCAGGAACCCCAGCUACAUCGUCCACCGGCAGCUACUCCAGCAGUUUGUUCGACAUGAGAUCACCUGUCAUCAGGCAACUGGAACCACAUGGGAUGGAGAGAUCGGUCCACAUGGCACCACCAUUCUGCACCUACACGCUUCCCAGAAAGAUUUGUCUGAAUUUCAUCAAGGCCUUGCGCAGUGGCUGGCAUAUAGUAAAUUAUAUCAGAGUCUGGAGUUCAGCAGUAGCUGCUUGCUGCAUCAUAUAACAAGCAUUGAAUACCUGUGGGUUCAAGGACGGCUGCAGGAUGAGCAGAAAAAUGAGCUAGCAGAAUCAUUUGACUCUUUGCUGCAAUAUGGAGUAUCACUUCUACAAAGGUACCGCAUUGUAUUCCCACUGUCAGAAGCUCGGUCCGCAGAACGCCUGCAGGGUCUGCUCAGAAUUCUGAUACAAAUGUGUAAAACCAAGGCAUUCAGAGAGCUGUGCUCCUCCACACCCGACUUGCAAGACAGAGUGACCAAAGCCAUCAAGACUGGAACCCGAGAGUGGUUUGAUCUGAAGAGACAGCAUCUACAACCAAUGAUACAGGGCUAUGAGGAAAACUUUAAGGCUUUGAUAACUCUGGUGGCCGACAUCACCCUUGACCUGAAGAAUUGUCACAAGACAUUGAACAAGUUUUUUUUCAACACUAUUAAAGUGGAUCUGUUCAGCCUGACCUUCCAGGAGCUGGAAGACCUGAUCUCUGAGCAGUUGGUCUGUCAGCUUCCACCUCCUAGCCAUAGCUCUCGCCAGCAGCUCUCUGAACUCUUGUACCAACUCUAUCUCACUCUACGUGACCUUCACCAACUCCAAGACCACCUUCCAACCAGGAACGGCUCUCUCCCACUGGAUAAUUUCCAUCAAAAAUUUGCUGACUGUCUACCUAGUUGGCUACAGAAGGCAUAUUCGACAGCUCUCGAGAGAGUCCAGAGAGCCGUGCGAAUAGAUCUGCUGGUCCCAUUGUCAGAGUUGCAGAAACACAGCGCCUCCACGGUGGAUCUGUCCACGUGCUACACCCAGAUUGGACGCACAUGGCAGCAGCUAGCCUGGCCUGACGCUGAGGAGGCAUUUAUGAUUAUGGUGAAGUUCACUGAGGAUAUGUGCCGCAUCGCUGUCAUGUACUGCACAAUGAUUAAACAACGGGCAGAGGAUUUGUCAGAUACCAAAGAUCCCGGGCAGGCCGCAAACAAGCUGUGUCUGGUGUUGAAUAACAUCGAGCAUCUACGGCUGGUGGUGCGCUCUCUACCUGAGAAACUGAAUUGGUCAUCACUGGAGGAACAAACACAGGGGGUUUUAAGCACGGAGCAAUUUCAGCACACGCUCUACGACCAGCUGAAGGGCGCUGUGGCCUGCCUGGAUCGGGAGAUUCGAGGUGUGGUGCAGGCUCUUGCUCAAAAACUGGACGCUGGCAUUGCCAGACACCUCCAGUCCAUAGCCAGUGUGAGUGACUCCCGGGAUCCCAAUGAUAGCUGUGUACCAAUGAUGAAAUUCUUGGAAUCUGAGUUAAAAUACAUGAACCAGAACCUAGUGCAGGAAAACUUUAACUGCCUCCUGUCUCUGCUUUGGUCUCACAUCCUCACCGUCCUCUCCAGCCUGUCCAGGCACAUCACCCCUUCUGUCCGAUAUUACCAGAGGCUGCAUGCCGCACUGAAGAAUUUGGAGUCGUGCUUCCACGCGGAGGGUUGUGGACUGUCAUUAGAAAGCCUCCACACAGCCACCUUCAUUACCCUAGAGCAGGAUCUAGAACUUUGUUCCUCCAGCACUCGGAAACUAAUAGAAAGGUAUUAUCAGCAGAAGAUCCAGCAACAGUAUGGAUCCAGUGCAGAAAAGUAUGGAGCUGUUACAGUAAAAGUCAGCUACCGGCAAUCCGAGCAGAAACUGCAUGUUGAGAUCCUCAAUGCAGCGAAUCUUCUUCCUCUGGAUUCCAAUGGCAGCAGCGACCCAUUUGUUCAGCUGACGUUGGAACCUAAGCAUGUUUUUCCAGCAGUGGAGUUGCGGUCUACGGAAGUCAAGAAAAGUGAAUUAAAUCCACUUUAUGAUGAGACCUUUGACUUCCUGGUGACCCCGGAGCAGUGUGAAGUCCCAGGAGCCUGUCUUAUGCUGACUGUGUUUGACUAUGAUGCCAUUCUUUCCAAUGAUCUGGAAGGAGAGGCGUUUUUACCUCUUGCAGAUGUUCCUGGGUUAAAAGAAAAGACAAGCGAUCCAGUGGCUACUAUCCCUCAAAUACGACUAGCCCUCACCCAUCCAAAAAUCAAUGGGGAUCGCAUCUUGCAGCUCCUCGACUGUCGCCGUUCUGAAAAGGAAGCUGCCACAUUCGUCAAGCUCCGUAGGCAGCGGGCCCGCCAGUCUAAGGAAAGCGAGCGGUGACAUGCGUAGAGGACAUGAUGUAUACAGCAGGACAACCAGUGGUCACCAUGGAAGAAUUUUAUUGAAUGCACGGUCCAGGAAUGUGGACAUGAAAGGUUCAGUGACUCUGAAUUCUAAACAUGGGUGCUCACAAAGUAACUUUAAAAUAAAUGUGUAAGAUACAACAUACAAGGAUUGGGAGGCCUAAGGAACACCUUGGGCACCAGAACCUGGUGCAGCAGAACCCCCUUCAGCUAGGCCAAGAAACUUAAUUAAAAGGAUUACCCCA
Messenger RNA from Bufo bufo (common toad), 3822 nucleotides. It is a transcript of the gene UNC13D, whose product is annotated as unc-13 homolog D. The record is from RefSeq and is a predicted model, not a curated record. Bases 246 to 3554 code for a protein of 1102 amino acids. Lineage: Eukaryota; Metazoa; Chordata; Amphibia; Anura; Bufonidae. The transcript has 33 exons.